CCAAUACUGGAGUUUUUGCUCUUCCAGAUCACUUUCACUUUUUUAUACUUAUGAAACUUAGGAUGACUUCUGAUAUUUUCUUGUACUUAAUUUCAAAUCCUUUCCAACGUUGCGCAGCGCAGUCUCUCAGAAACGAUAGCCCCACGAUAGCAAGUACAUGUGAUUUACUUGACCAUAAUCAAAAGUUCGAAAGGAAGGCGUACGUUCACCUCAGCAAAAGGCACGUGACCAUCUGACCAUUUAUCGUCUGAAGAUGACGUCAUCAACCAACGGUGCCAUGGCGCCUACCGAGACCAGCAGGGUGCGUACACCCAAGCAGUCCUCGAACGGCGCUGGAAUACCACAGCCUCGUGCCCAACCACUACAGAUCGUCUGGAGGAAUGUGGUCUUCAUGACUCUUCUCCACAUCGGGGCGGUGUAUGGGCUGGUCCUCAUACCUCAUGCCCAUACAUACACAACCGUGUGGGCGAUCUUCCUUCACUACUUCAGCGGGGUGCUGGGCAUCACGGCCGGGGCACACCGACUGUGGACACACCGGAGCUACAAGGCCAGGCUCCCGCUCAGGGUGGUCAUGGCAGCGGCUAACUCUGUAGCAUUCCAGAAUCAUAUUCACGAGUGGUCACGUGACCACCGGUGUCAUCACAAGUACUCCGAGACAGAUGCCGACCCCCACAAUGCCUCGCGCGGCUUCUUCUUCUCGCACUGUGGUUGGCUCCUCCUCAGAAAGCACCCGGAUGUCAAGGCCAAGGGGAAACUGAUCGACAUGACCGACUUGGCGGCUGACCCUGUCGUCAGAUUUCAGAAAAGGUACUACCUGGCGUCUGUCCUGCUGCUGUGCUUCGCCCUCCCCACGGCCGUCCCGAUCCUGGCCUGGCAGGAGAGCCUGAGAAACGCCUUCUUCAUCGCCGUGGUGUCACGUUACGUCUUGACGCUGAACGUCACCUGGCUGGUGAACAGCGCAGCGCACCUGUGGGGAAACCGCCCGUACGACCGGUCCAUCCACCCGGCCGAGAAUGGCUUCGUGUCCGCUAUGGCUGGCGGUGAAGGCUGGCACAACUACCACCACACCUUCCCCUUCGACUACGCCACUGGUGAGCUGGGAUGGAGAAUCAACAUGACCACGGUGUUCAUAGACGCCAUGGCGUGGACGGGCCUGGCGUACGAUCUCAGGACCGCGUCACCGAACGUCGUCAGGGCACGGGCGUUACGGACAGGGGACGGGACCUGGAAGGGGGAGCAUGCGCACUGAGAUACAUAAGUUGUUUAGUACUUAUUGAUUAUGUGUCCGCUGUUCACUUUUGUUGUGAUAUCAUCUGUUAUGACGAUGUGUGUCUUAUAAGCCCACGUGGGCUGUGUUUUUAAAACGCAUGACACAAUCCAUCCAUCCAUCCAUCCAUCCAUCCGUCCGUCCGCCCGUCCGUCCGUCCGUCCGUGUUUAUCAACUUAAUGACAUAGAUUUGAAAAGUGUUAUCUUUAAGACAGAUUUGUAUUGCAUUCGCUGUAAACCGCCUCAUGGUGUAACACACCAGGUUUGUACCGAAGGGUAUAAGUUGCUUAUCCGGACUGAUUUAACUGAUACACUUACCGGGAAAGGCUCUACUCUUUUUGAUGUGUGUUGGGUUCUUUAAGGUGCUUAACGUGUGGCUCUCCUCAAACACGGAACAUACAUUUAUAUGUUUAUAUUUUAUAAAUAACUUUGAUGUUGUUUUAAGCAAUUAUAAGUCACCAGAUUCAGACGCCAGCUUACGGAGCGAUCUGAUGCCAUUCUAAUAUCAUAUCAGAUUGUUAGAUUACAUUGUAGCAUCCUAAAGGUACAUAUGUAUAGCAUAUAUAUCAUAUAUGAAUCUGUAUGACAUCAAACAAUAGGGCAGGUACUUGUGUGAGUAGUACCUGGGAAAGUUUAGCAGUUAUAACACUUUGUACAGCAACCGCUAGAAGCCGCUACUAUACAAUCCCUUUCCGUUGAACAUCAUUGAGCGAAACUUUCAACUAGCUUAAACACCUCCAUUCCCCUAGGGAGGCAACCUCGCUGCCAACGGAGAUCUGACAGAGCACUAAACGAAUUCGAUGGAUAAAAAAACGAAUAUUUUCA
Messenger RNA from Branchiostoma floridae (Florida lancelet), 2092 nucleotides. Its product is annotated as stearoyl-CoA desaturase 5-like. NCBI's taxonomy places the organism in Eukaryota, Metazoa, Chordata, Leptocardii, Amphioxiformes, Branchiostomatidae. The transcript has 5 exons. Gene Ontology annotation, cellular component: endoplasmic reticulum membrane. Gene Ontology annotation, biological process: unsaturated fatty acid biosynthetic process. The record is from RefSeq and is a predicted model, not a curated record. Bases 254 to 1249 code for a protein of 331 amino acids. Gene Ontology annotation, molecular function: stearoyl-CoA 9-desaturase activity; iron ion binding.